Molecule: messenger RNA, 1288 nt
Organism: Epinephelus moara (kelp grouper)
Lineage: Eukaryota; Metazoa; Chordata; Actinopteri; Perciformes; Serranidae
Gene: prlh2r
Product: prolactin releasing hormone 2 receptor
Exons: 3
Coding region: 65-1288 (407 amino acids)
Biological process (GO): G protein-coupled receptor signaling pathway
Cellular component (GO): plasma membrane; neuron projection
Molecular function (GO): neuropeptide Y receptor activity; neuropeptide binding
Source: RefSeq, a predicted model, not a curated record
CGCAAACAGGUGCUGGGCUGUGGAUGUCAUUAAAAAAUGUCUGACUGAUAAUCCCUCAGGAGCUAUGGACUGGGCGAAGUCAUUGAACCAAUCAGCAAUGAGCUAUUAUGCUCCAUCCAUGUCUGACUCCUCAUCUACCUUCUCCUCCUCCUGCUGCAACUCCUCUCAUCCCCUCUUCUCCACCUCCCCGCUCUCGGCCCCUGCCUUUUCUGGCCUGGACCUGCUGUCCGACCUGAAGCCGGUCUUCAUCCCCCUCUACUCUGCCGUGGUGCUGGUCGCCUGCUCCGGCAACCUGCUCUUGCUCUUUCUCAUCUGGCACAACAAGAAAAGACACAACACCACAAACUUCCUCAUCAGCAACCUGGCACUUGUCGACCUUGUGAUGUGCAUCUUCUGCGUCCCUUUGACUGCAUCCUAUGCUUUUGAUAAGCGGGGAUGGGUUUUUGGUUCCCACAUGUGUCAUUUUGUCACUGUCAUGCAGUCUGCAGCUGUCUACGCGGCGGUUCUGUCGCUCAUGGCCAUCGCAGUGGAUCGUUACGUGGUUGUAGCCUAUCCCAUCCGCAAAAGAGCAGGUGGCCAGUUCUGCUGGGGUCUGGUGGUCCUGAUCUGGCUGUCCUCUCUGGCUUUAUCCACACCUACAGCACUACACACCAUCCACUUGGACCUGCGGGCUGCAGGGCUGCAGAUGGCAGUGUGUGAGGAGUUCUGGGAUGGCCAGGAGCGAGGCCGCCUCAUCUACUCCUGUUUCAUUCUCUUCUUCUCCUACUUUGUCCCACUGGCUGCAGUCUCCAUCUCCUACUGUGCUAUAUCCUAUCAGCUGAAGCAGAGGACCACGUUGGGCUUGACGGCGUGUCAAGAAUUGAGAUCUGCAAGGGCUGCGUGGAGCAGACGGAGGAGGAAGACCUUCUAUCUGCUGCUGGUGUCUGUCCUCUGUUUCGCCUUCUCGUGGCUCCCCUUACAGGUGGUGAAUCUGAUCCGUGACCUGGACACAGACUUCUCCAUUUUAGGGAAGAAUUACGUGAACAUCAUACAGGUGUCCACUCACCUGCUUGCCAUGAGCUCCGCCUGCUACAACCCUUUUAUUUACGCCUCACUGCAUGAAAAGUUACUGUCCUACCUGUGUCGCCACUUCCUGUCCCGGAGGAGAAGCAAAGGAAAGGACAGGGGUCAGGGGUCAAGCACCCUGACAAUAUCACACAGAGUGCAGCGCCUUCACACCACCACCAUCGUGGCAGAUUUACCGGGUGCUGUCGUGAAUAAUGUUAGCCCUCAAGACAACUACGCUUGA